Molecule: messenger RNA, 528 nt
Organism: Symbiodinium natans
Lineage: Eukaryota; Dinophyceae; Suessiales; Symbiodiniaceae
Source: the annotation of a GenBank genome assembly
AUGCUCCACCUUAACUGUGGAUGCAAGUUCCGCGGCACUGAGGAACGCUUGGAAGGCAACGCCUUUUUUGUUUGCAGUGCUGAAGAUGGCAUGCCUGACCCUCAGCACAUGGCUCUGUGCUGGCUAUGCUGCGGGUUGGAUGACAGAACGAGGCCAAUUGCAUGCUUGGCCCCGCAGCAGGAGGAACGAGAAGAGAAGGAGGCGGAAGAAAUGAAGCAGUAUCAAGCAGGCUCCAGUCUUGGAUUGUCGGGCGGCCUCCCUCCCGAAAAGAAGACAGUGGAAAAGGGCCAGCUGCUUGCCAAAACUUUGCCUCCUGAUGCGCUUCUUUGGGGCCGGGCGCUGAUGCAGCGCUUCAAGGAGAAUGGCGGCUCUGUGUCCUACAACUUAAAAGUUGACCGAGAGAGGAAGGCAACCCGUCCAAACAGUGGUCGAAUCAUGUCGAAUCGACGGAUUUGUCACUCCGCAACCUGUUGCAGCUGCCGGCACAUUCGCUUGCGCAUCAGAGUCUGUACGACAGAUCCUAACUAA